Panicum virgatum (switchgrass) is the source of this 2105-nucleotide messenger RNA. RefSeq lists its product as uncharacterized. The record is from RefSeq and is a predicted model, not a curated record. The transcript is spliced from 7 exons. The coding region runs from base 1284 to 1796 and encodes 170 amino acids. Lineage: Eukaryota; Viridiplantae; Streptophyta; Magnoliopsida; Poales; Poaceae.
GCCGGGACAACCAGUCCUCGGCCCAAGGGAAACCCACCCGCGGCCGCCGGUUUUCCUCCUCCAGGCUGCCGCGGCGGCCACCCCCGCCCGCCUCCCUCGUGCGCCGCUCCCUUCCUUCCCUUGGCAUUUACUCCUCUCGCUCGCAGGGAGAGUCCGCGGCGGAAGCGAACCCAGAAGACCCGCCUCUGGAGGACGAGGAGCCGGCCACCCUUUGCUUGCGAGCUUUGCUAGCUGACCCGCGUGGUCGGUGCUGGUACUAGGUUCAUAACUACUUCUUGUUAGGUUUUCCUAGCCUGGACCCUGGAAUAAUGGCUCUAGUUUCUAUAUGACAAAACAAGUUUUUAGAUAGUCUUAAACAAUCUCCUUGUUACCAGUGGUCCUAAUGAGUUCUCAAUUCCAGCGUCAUUCAAGAAGUUUCUGUUAGGCAACCUUACCAAAUUGUUUAGAUCUGCUUUCAUGGGAAACAUUGUUAACACUGUUAAGAGGUUCUCAAGCAAUGAUGCUACUGCUAUUCUGGUCCAGAGGUGUUCCAACUUGUCAAUUGGGACAUCAAGAUUAGACAAAUGCACUUGCAUUGGUAAUGGUAUUUCAAUGACAGGGGAAACUGCAUUAGCUUCAAAGGGAGGCAGUAUUAAUGGUUGCAAGGAUUUCUGUGAGGUUGCUAAUGAGAAAAUGCACAUGACUCCAGGCAGCACUUCAACAAAAGGAUGUCUUGGUGAUAUUGAUUUGCUUACUCCACCCAUGGUUCAUACAAGACCAUCUGGGAGUGAUGAGGGCAAUAAUGAGAGAGAAACUCCAAAUGGAACUGCUCACAAUGAUGCAAAAGAACUUGGGUGUGUUGAUCAUUCUGAAAAUUCUGGUUUGAUUUACAGCCAGAGUGCUGGUCAUAUGUUUCACAAUUUCUAAAGAGUCUUUGUGUAAAGUAUCUCUUGAAGGCAACUCUUUUAGAAACCCUAAGCUAGCAGAUGCUGUGGAAAGUAGUCCGGCGGCAGAUGCACAUAAGGGCAAAGACUUACUUUACAGGGUUUCUCCUGCGGAUGGUUUGUUUGAUAGCACUGUUUGUGAAGAAUUAGCUGAUGGGGCUCUUGAUUCAUGUUAUAAAUGCAAUGCUGAGGUUUCAUUAGAUGGGCAAAGUAAUGAACAAAGCAAACAGCACAAAUCAGUGAAUUAUGAUGUGGUACCAAUUGAAGUAAUAGCACCUUGUGCUAAUUUAGACGUCAGUAACCCUAAGUCUUCAUCAAAGGGACGAGCAAAAUGGAAAAGAAUUGCUAGUGUCAAGUCAGAUGUUGGUACCAAAGGAAAAUACUGGAAUUUUAGUUCCUUCGGAUCAGAUUUGUGUGGAAACUCCUACAAGCGUAUUGGUGGAGAGAAAUUCUGGGGAUGAAAUUUUGCAGGGUACUCCUAGAUCAAGAAUGACUAAAACUCCACUUUCAUAUGUGCACCACUCUCCACUUACUCGCAGUAAGUCAAUGGCAUUGUCUGUUGCCACUUCUCAAUGUGUCAAAAUGAAACGAUCUAAGUUGCAUCGGUCUCCACUUACUCGCAGUAAGUCGAAGUCAUUGUCUAUUGCCACUCCUGAAUCUGUCAAAAUUAAACAAUCCAGAUCAGGUCGGCUGAUAGUUGCACGACUGGAUCCGGGAUCCCAAAACAUUACCUAUGGCCCGGAUGGUUGUAUUUGUGGGAUAACCAACUUGGAAGCAUCAUUUCCUCAGGCAGGGAUCAGUUCAGAGCCUCCUUCUAAGAGGAGAAUGUCUCAGCGUUUGUCACCAGAUCUCUAUAGACUGCUCACAUUUUAGUGAUGUUUUGAUGAAAUGUUGCUGCUAGCAUGUUGUAGCUUGCCGGUCUCUUGUAACUAUGGAACCACCCGAGGUGGAUUGCGUGUUUGUCAUGUUGACCGGCUUCUCUCUAGUCUCACUGCUCGUUGUAUCUAUAACCUGCUGUAAGGCUUAGGUGCCCAUUGACAUGAAUAUUUGUAGGGUUCUAGUAUGCAUCAUCAGUUUUUUUACUGUUUCUGAAGAUACCGGACCUCACUUCUAGUGCCUUACAAUGGGAAGGUGAUAUUUUGAUCAACGUGCAAAGGUGGAAAAUCAUGCUGUGCUUUUUUG